ACCAAUAGAUAACAUAUCCAUUUGAAACCAACUGGAAGAUAAACCAGCAAAUAAACUACAGGUUUUCUCAUGAUGAAGMCAUCGAUCAUCGCUCAAUCGCUAAUCGGGUUAUUCGUUAUAUUCAAAGUCGUACAAACUGCUCCGGACACCAACGUCAUCAGCGUCCUUUGCAAUUCAGGAAUUUACACAAGAGGUGAUCCGUUUACCAUAAGUCUAGCAUACGUUCUUGAUGAACUAAAAAGGGUUACCCCUUCUGAACAAGGUCAUCACGACUACCACAAUAUCUCUCCGUACCCUAAUGCUUUUGCCUACGGUCAUGCUUUCUGUAAUCAAAGUCUUACGGGUACGGAUUGCAAAACGUGUUUGGAAGCAGCCGAAGUUGACAUGUUAGAUGCUUGCAUUAAUAGGAUCGGUGCCAGAGCCAUGCUUCAUGAUUGUGCUAUUAGGUGCGUGAAAAUGGCGGGAGAGAUGAGAUAAGGAACUUACAACGGAGUAUUUGACGAGCUU
Cynara cardunculus var. scolymus (artichoke) is the source of this 507-nucleotide messenger RNA. Its product is annotated as antifungal protein ginkbilobin-2-like. Lineage: Eukaryota; Viridiplantae; Streptophyta; Magnoliopsida; Asterales; Asteraceae. The coding region runs from base 70 to 477 and encodes 135 amino acids. The transcript has 2 exons. The record is from RefSeq and is a predicted model, not a curated record. Gene Ontology annotation, cellular component: plasmodesma.